Molecule: messenger RNA, 3549 nt
Organism: Alosa alosa (allis shad)
Lineage: Eukaryota; Metazoa; Chordata; Actinopteri; Clupeiformes; Clupeidae
Gene: grhl2b
Product: grainyhead-like transcription factor 2b
Exons: 16
Coding region: 323-2170 (615 amino acids)
Biological process (GO): brain development; neural tube development; regulation of transcription by RNA polymerase II
Cellular component (GO): nucleus
Molecular function (GO): RNA polymerase II cis-regulatory region sequence-specific DNA binding; DNA-binding transcription activator activity, RNA polymerase II-specific
Source: RefSeq, a predicted model, not a curated record
UUACAAGUAGCCUAAUAUAGGCUACCUAUAGAGGCCUAGCCCAUAUAACCGACGAACGAUUCACAUUUCUCUAUUAGGCAAUUACAAAUAUUUAUUUGGGCUACUGACUGAGAUUCGUCUGGACUAGGGGACGCUGGGGUGCUGAGGUGUCGUACCGUACCUGGCAGGUGAGACGGGAUUGAAAUAAGCAGGGCAAGAAAAGUAGACUUACCUGUAGCCCUGGUUUUUGGCUCGCUCACUCUGCUCAGCCUUAGUCUACUCUAUUACCUGCACCGACUUGAAAGUCCAGUUUCACAAGGAAGAAUCGUGGAGGAAGCAAAAUAUGUCACAGGAGACAGACAGUAAGCGGCUGGUGGUGGUCGUGCCCAAUGAGACCUCAUUCCAUCCGCGCCGGGCCUACACCAGCGAGGAUGAGGCAUGGAGGUCGUACCUGGAGAACCCCCUGACAGCAGCCACCAAAGCCAUGAUGAGCAUCAAUGGUGAUGAGGACAGUGCAGCAGCUUUGGGUCUGCUUUAUGACUACUACAAGGUUCCCAAGGACAAAAGGGUUUUACCCAUCCCCAAAGUGGUUGAAAUUUCAGAGGAGCAGGAAAAGAGGAACAGUUUGGUGGGUUGUGGCAGCCAAGGUGAGGUAGAGACGGUGGACAACCGGGUUCAGGUGCUGAAGUCAGUGCCGGUGAACCUGUCGCUCAACCCUGAGCAUCCCGACUCCAAACGGGACCAGUGUGGCACAGAGAGCGCUGAGGCAGCUGCUGUUACCGUGGUGAAGGCUGAGGUCUACACGCCGGUGUUCAUGGGGGCCGGGGCGGUGCACUACCGUCCGGAGGGGGAGGAGCACACGCGGGUGGUGUACGAGCAGAGCCACAGCUACGACGCCGUGACGCUCAGCCAUGGCGCCUACGGCAAAGACGAGCAGCGCAGCUCACCUGACAGCACCUAUGAGGAGGACAACAACGGGAAAUACCGGUCUUCGUCUUUGGGAGCUGAUGGUUUUGUGUUUGAGCAGUCAGAUGUGGGUAGUGACACUUUUCAGUACACCCUUGAGGCUACCAGGUCACUGCGUCAGAAACAGGGAGAUGGGCCCAUGACAUACCUGAACAAAGGCCAGUUUUAUGCUGUGACCCUGAAUGAAACAGGAGCCAAUAAGCGACUGAGACAUCCCAUCAGCAAAGUCAGGAGUGUGAUUAUGGUGGUGUUCAGUGAGGAUAAGAACCGUGAUGAGCAGCUGAAAUACUGGAAGUACUGGCACUCCCGCCAACACACAGCCAAACAGCGGGUCCUUGAUAUCGCUGACUAUAAAGAGAGCUUCAACACCAUUGGAAACAUUGAGGAAAUUGCCUACAAUGCCGUAUCUUUCACUUGGGAUGUGAAUGAAGAAGCCAAGAUCUUCAUCACAGUGAACUGUCUCAGCACUGACUUCUCCUCACAGAAAGGAGUGAAAGGUCUUCCUCUCAUGAUCCAGAUCGACACCUACAGCUACAACAACCGCAGCAACAAGCCCCUGCAUCGCGCCUACUGCCAGAUCAAGGUCUUCUGUGACAAGGGAGCUGAGCGAAAGAUCCGAGAUGAGGAGAGGAAACAGAACCGCAAGAAGGCCAAAGGCAAAGAUGGGAGCAUGGGGGUAAUUGCCCUCCCCAAGAAGUCCGACACAACAUUCUUCAAAACAAUGAUAGACCUGGAUGCCCAGCCAGUCCUUUUCAUCCCAGAUGUGCACUUUGGUAAUCUGCAGAGGGCAGGACAGGUGUUCACCUUCAAUACAGAAGAAAUGGAGAGGGAGGGUGUGAUUGGCCUUUACUCCUGUGAUGGUGACAGGAGUGUCUUGGUGAAGCGAAUGUUCCGGCCACCUGAGGAAGACUUCUGCCCCACGCCCCACAAACAGCUCAAAGAAGAGACACAGAAGAAAAUUCUGCUGUACGUGAGGAAAGAGGCUGAUGAAGUGUUUGAUGCCCUGAUGCUUAAGUCUCCCACACUGAAGGGGCUGAUGGAUGCUAUUUCAGAAAAAUACGGAGUGCCCAUUGAAAGAAUAGCAAAGAUCUACAAGAAAAGCAAAAAAGGGAUCCUGGUGAACAUGGAUGACAAUAUCAUUGAGCACUAUUCCAAUGAGGAUACCUUCAUCCUGAACAUUGAGGGUUAUGCAGACGGAUAUAAAAUCACUUUGACGGAGAUCUGACAUGGCUCCAUGUUCAGACUAUGAGGACUGCCACAUUUCAAUCAGUCACACUCAAAGGUUCAAAAGUUAGACCAAUCUCAUCCCCAACAGGAGAGCAGAUAGAGAACCAGGGGGCACUGAUGGAUCUGCAAAAGAGUGCAUCCUCUCCAAACUACUGUCAUGCUCUGUAAAUCCCUUCCAUGGACCCAGGAAGUUGUUUCUGUGGACCUAUUUAAUGCUCUGGACAUUUGCGGAGUUGAUCCAAACAGGAUUCACUCAAGCAGUGUAUUUAUAUUGGGCCAUGCAGUCCUUUUAAGUAACCCACCUUAACAGUGACUGCGAUGCUAUGAAUUCACCUGUUACCUGAAAAUUGAACACAACUCAAGAUGCUUCUGUUGGUGUUCAUAGCAUGUUCUUUCUUUGAAGCUAAAUGAGGUUCAUUAACUUUUGCCUUUCUGUUGUACAGGCUCUGUGAAGACAGCUUGCUAGUAUUCGCAACACGUAUCAAAAAGCCUGAAUUCUUCAUAAGGACCUAACAUACAGAGUACAUGUAUUUGCUUAGAAUAGUGUGCUAGUUUUAGACCCACCAAGAAUAAGUUUGGAUUCUUUUUUUGAAUUCAUUCAAAAUGGCAUUUUUAUUACAGAGUCACUGGUCUUAAAUAUGUUUAUUAUGGUGUGGUCUGUUUGCGUGUGUGGCCAUUGAAUAUGUAUUGAGUCAUUGUUAAAAAUAUAUUUUGUUAAUUAACCAUGUACAGAUGUGUUGUUUUUUAGUAUAUGUAUAGUGGAGUGCAUAAUAACAGGUAUAGUUCAAAGUACUCAAAGAGAUGGUGCUUCAGUAGUCCCAAUCUAUUCAAAUAGAACCCUAGAAAUGCACUCCUGUUUUGUGUCCUUUUAUUUCAUAGCUUUUCAGUUGGUCACAAAACUUUCACAGGAUUCGUUCACUGGCUCAAAAUCAGUGCUGUGAUAUUCUCACCCCGGAUACUAAUUAAUGGUUAUGCUAUUAUCUUUCCAUUUUAUUUAACGUGAAAUUUUUUUUUAUGCAUCUGUUUGGAUGACGCGAGCCUUGUAUUCAACUGCCAAGGCGGAACUGAGCUAGUAAAGCAGUGCCAUCUGCCAUGUUCUGAUUGGUGAACACUCUCUAGACUUCACUCUAUCAUGCACCAUUACAUAGGUCUGUCAUGUCCUGUGUGUGGAAUAUGUCUGCCAAACUGCUGGGCCAAAGUAGAGAGUAGUAGGGCACUUGUUACAGUACUAUUACUUGUUUUAAUAAAUGUUGUCUGUGAUGUAAAUAGCAACUUCUGGAGAUUGUAUAAACCCAUGUUGUGUUCAUUGUUACUAUGUGUUUUUUAAAAGAAGCAUAGCCUAUAUGAAAAUAAAUAUGAGGCAGAAAAAAACUCAAA